Molecule: messenger RNA, 2009 nt
Organism: Ostrea edulis (European flat oyster)
Lineage: Eukaryota; Metazoa; Mollusca; Bivalvia; Ostreida; Ostreidae
Product: aspartyl aminopeptidase-like
Exons: 15
Coding region: 19-1551 (510 amino acids)
Biological process (GO): proteolysis
Molecular function (GO): aminopeptidase activity; zinc ion binding
Source: RefSeq, a predicted model, not a curated record
CCAAAUAGUCUGGUCCCCAUGGCGGGGGCGGGGACCAGACUGACAACCAACCUGUUUAGUCUCGCUGUUUCAGAGUGUUUGACGUAUUCCAAGUUUCAUUUUUACUUUGCAUUGCAGUCUUUUGCAGCCCAAAUGAUGAGUUCAACAAAUGUAACCAAAGACGGGAUAAUAACUGCCGCAAAGCAGUUUAUAAAGUUUGUCAACAAGGGUCCAUCUCCAUUUCAUGUUGUCCAGGAGGUGAAAAAUAUCCUUACAUCAGCGGGUUUUAAAGAGUUGAGUGAAACAGAGCCAUGGUCGAUUAAGCCUUUAGACAAGUGCUUCCUGACCCGGAACCACUCUACCAUCAUAGCAUUCGCAGUUGGAGGAAAGUUUAAACCUGGCAAUGGGUUUAGCAUUGUUGGAGCACACACAGACAGUCCCUGUUUGAAGGUGAAGCCGCGCUCCAAAUGCAACAAGAGUGGGUUUCAGAUGGUGGGGGUGCAGUGUUACGGAGGGGGGAUCUGGCACACAUGGUUUGACAGAGACCUGACGCUGGCUGGAAGAGUAAUCGUUAAGAAUGGAGAUAAACUAGAACACAGGUUGCUGAAUAUUGAGAAACCAAUCCUGAAGAUCCCCAAUAUAUGUAUCCAUCUGAUGAGGGAUCACAACGAGAAAUUCUCUCCAAAUAAGGAAAACCACUUGGUUCCUGUGUUGGCAACAGCUGUGCAAGCAGAGCUUCAGGGUGUUCCAAAGGCUUCUGAGGAAAAUGGGAAAGAUGGAUUUAAAGAUGAAAAAGACAAACACCAUCCAUUGUUGGUAAAGCUGAUCUGUGAUCAACUGAACAUUCAACCAGAACAGAUGUCCGACUUCGAACUCUGUCUGGCAGACACCCAGCCAGCUGCAAUAGGUGGAGCUCUAGACGAGUUCAUAUUUUCACCCAGACUGGAUAACUUGCUCAAUGCUUACUGUGCCACUAAUGCCUUGGUUGAAUCAUGUAGUGGAGAUGGCUUAGUAGCAGACACCAAUAUAAGGCUGAUCUGUCUCUUCGAUAAUGAAGAAGUUGGUUCUGAAAGCGCCCAGGGGGCUGCCUCCACCCUACAGGAACUGGUCCUUCGCCGACUGAGUGCUGGGGGGACAAGCACAGCUUUUGAGGAAGCCAUUCCCAGGUCUUACAUGAUCAGUGCUGACCAAGCUCAUGCCGUCCACCCUAAUUACCCGGAGAAACAUGAAGAGAACCACAAGAUUGGGUUACACAAGGGUGUAGCCAUCAAAUUCAAUGCUAAUCAGAGGUAUGCCACUACAGCAAUCACUGCGUCCAUCCUCCGGGAGAUAGCGCGACGGGGACAGUGUCCUCUACAGGAAAUCGUGGUGAGGAAUGACUCAGCUUGUGGAUCCACUAUUGGGCCCAUCAUGUCAGCCAAGCUAGGAAUGCCCACUAUUGAUGUGGGAGCACCACAGCUCAGCAUGCACUCAAUCCGAGAGAUGUGUUGCACAAGCAGCGUCCUUCAGACCAGUCUUCUGUUCAAGGCAUUCUUUGAACAUUACCCAAGUGUGUUUUCAUCCAUGCAGUAACUUUGAUUCUCACCAUGGAGACAGCUAAGCAAUUCAGAAAUAAUGAUUAAGUCUUUUCUGUGAUAUGUGCACUGUUUAGUUCCACAGUUCUGUCCAUUAAAAGCAGUGCAUUUUGUACAUGUGCAUAUGAACAAUCAUUUUGUGAAAAUCAAUUGCAUUACAUUGAUCAGGGAAAAAACCCUCAGAUAUUUUAUUUAAAAACGUUAAUCUUUAAUAUUUUUUACUGUUAAAUAUAUACAUGUAUUCAACCAGUUUUAGCAACACCAGGGUAAUUUACUUUAAAAAUUCAGUUAAUGAUUAAAAUCAGAGCCUUUGAUCCGCUCACAUAGCAAUAUACAUGAGUGGUUUAAAAGUUCUAAUUUUAAUCAGAUUGCCUAAAAAUUCAAAUCAAAAUUUGUUAUAAACAGGACUGUAAAGUACAAAAUGUUUUUCAUUUUCAAUAAACAGUUUUACAAGCA